AUGAUUAAUUUAUUAUUAUCGAAUAAAAUUGAUAUUAUGAUAAGCAUUUGUUUAGUUAUCAUUAGUUUUUAUUUAUUAAAAAAAUUUUUAGCUCGUCAAUUUAUUGACAUAAAGAAAAAUAAUGUAACAAAUAUUAAUCAUGAUAAUGAUGAUGACUAUUUAUUUCAAUUUAAUAUUGAUAAACGUUCAUUAAGACCAUCUUAUGCAAGAUUUAUGCGUCGAAAAUUACAACAAGAAUUAACUAAUGAUUCUUGUUUAUGUGUUAUUUGUUGGAAUGAUAGAAAAAAUAUUGUUUUAUUACCUUGUAGACAUUUAUGUGUAUGUGUUACAUGUAGUAGACAAUUAUGGAAUAAUACUCAAAAACAAACAUGUCCGAUUUGUAGAAAUCAAGUUGAUAAUUUACUUGAAAUAUUCGUUUAA
Rotaria sp. Silwood2 is the source of this 420-nucleotide messenger RNA. Lineage: Eukaryota; Metazoa; Rotifera; Eurotatoria; Philodinida; Philodinidae. The record is from the annotation of a GenBank genome assembly.